Suricata suricatta (meerkat) is the source of this 1015-nucleotide messenger RNA. It is a transcript of the gene SLC51B, whose product is annotated as solute carrier family 51 beta subunit. The record is from RefSeq and is a predicted model, not a curated record. Gene Ontology annotation, molecular function: transmembrane transporter activity; protein heterodimerization activity. Bases 483 to 884 code for a protein of 133 amino acids. NCBI's taxonomy places the organism in Eukaryota, Metazoa, Chordata, Mammalia, Carnivora, Herpestidae. Gene Ontology annotation, cellular component: plasma membrane. Gene Ontology annotation, biological process: bile acid and bile salt transport. The transcript has 4 exons.
GGUCUUCCCCAGCCCACUGCCUGAGCUGGCAAGACAGUCCAGAUGUUUUCUCUUUACUUGAGGUCAAGAUAGAGGAAGGAAAGAACGGAGCCGCUUGUUCUUGUAGAUCAUGAAAGCCAGGUGGAGCCUGUUUGUCAUCCAAGGCCACUGAUUCAAGAGGUCAUUGACCUCGGAGUGACAGAGGAGGUUCCAGGCCUGGGCGUGUGCUAAAGGCAGAGCUGCCAGCUGGGCCCUACUGCCACAGGCCCUGUAGCACUGCCCCCAGGUGUGUAGGGCGCUCAGGAGUGGAGACCAUCCAGGGCUCCUGUAAGCAGAGGACACAGAAACCAGCGGCCUUCCAAGGCAGGCCCAGGAAACUGGAUCCCAGGGGUCUUCAGGGCUUUGCUCAAGGGCCGGAACCGAGGAGCCCAGGCGGGCAGCUGGGGAGCACAGGGGCUUAAGGAUUUAAUUGUCAGAAACGGAUCCCAACCGUGAGCAGGGGCAUGGACCACAGUGACGGGGUCGUCCAAGCCCCAGCUGGCACCGAGGUGCCUCAGGAACUGCUGGAAGAAAUGGCUUGGUUUUUUCGGGUAGAAGAUGCAACUCCUUGGAAUUAUUCCAUCUUUGCCCUGGUGGUCGUGGUGGUCGUGAUAAGCAUCGUCCUCCUGAGAAGGAGCAUCCAGGCAAACAGAAAUCAAAAGAUGCUGAGGAAAAACAAACCGGAAACCCAAACUCCAGAACUCCAAGACUUGACUGAGGCCGGAGCCAGAGAGGACAACAAUGUGAACAUGCUAAGAGAGACUUUGCUCUCAGAAAAGCAAAAUUUGGCCCAGGUAGAAAUUGAGUUAAAAGAGAGAGAGAUGCCACGGGUUCUCUUUCCAGACCCACAAGAAUCGGAGAGUUAGUAGGGGUCUAGAGCACCACCCCACGUUGUCAGCAGAUAAAGUGAAUGAACUGCAAUCGAACUAAUAUUCUGUUAUGAAAAAAAAAAACGCUCCCUUUUUAUUAAAAUGCUUCUGAAGUGGGCACUUGGAAA